Saprolegnia diclina VS20 is the source of this 1940-nucleotide messenger RNA. Its product is annotated as RuvB-like 2. Lineage: Eukaryota; Oomycota; Saprolegniomycetes; Saprolegniales; Saprolegniaceae. Bases 479 to 1873 code for a protein of 464 amino acids. The transcript is spliced from 4 exons. The record is from RefSeq and is a predicted model, not a curated record. Gene Ontology annotation, biological process: chromatin remodeling; box C/D snoRNP assembly; regulation of transcription by RNA polymerase II. Gene Ontology annotation, cellular component: R2TP complex; Ino80 complex; Swr1 complex. Gene Ontology annotation, molecular function: DNA helicase activity; ATP binding; ATP hydrolysis activity.
GCGACCGACCGACAAGGACCGUCUGCCGGCUGAGCACCUCGUCGAGACUGCGUUGCCGGCCUUCUAUAGUACAGCUCCACUGCACGCCGGCUACACCAUGCGGGUCCGCUGCGAGCUGGGCCGAUGCGAUCAAGGACGCAUUUCCCUGGUCUCAAUACGACAACAACACAAAGAGGCCACGCGCUCCAAAGGUCGCGCGACCUCGUUGAAGAAUGGUUGGCGGUUGCGUGGGCGACCCGGAGGUAGGACGAGCGGAUACGCGUACGGCGCCCUGGCAUGCGGCGGCGCUGUCGACGCGGCUGGGCUAGGAUGAUGCACCUCGAUGCUGCCAAGGCGUGGCGCUCAAGCAGCUCGGGGCAGGACGAUGCGUUGGUGGACGCCUAAGAUACGCAUCCGGAUACUGCUUGUGGAAUUUCGGACAUUUUGAUUGGAACUGCAUUCGAUAAAAAUCCAACCACAGAAAUCCGACAAAAAGCUCAUGAGCGUGAAGACGACAACCGAGGUCCGUGACAUCACGCGCAUCGAGCGCAUCGGCGCCCACUCGCACAUCCGCGGCCUUGGCCUCGACGAUGCGCUCGAGCCGCGCAACGUCAGCCAGGGCAUGGUCGGACAGACGGAGGCGCGCAAGGCCGCGGGCAUCGUCCUGCGCAUGAUCGAAGAAGGCAAGAUUGCUGGCCGCGCGAUCUUGCUUGCGGGCAAGCCGGGCACGGGCAAGACGGCGAUUGCGAUGGGCAUUGCACAGGCGCUGGGCGAAGACACGCCGUUCACGACGAUUGCCGGUAGCGAGGUCUUCUCGCUCGAGAUGAGCAAGACCGAGGCGCUCACGCAGGCGUUCCGCCGUUCGAUUGGCAUCCGCAUCAUGGAAGAAACCGAGAUCAUCGAAGGCGAAGUCGUCGAGAUCCAAGUCGACACGCCGACGGGGUCGGUCGGCGACAAGGUCGGCCGCCUCACGCUCCGCACGACCGAGAUGGAGACUGUCUACGACCUUGGCACCAAGAUGAUUGACCAGCUCACAAAGGAAAAGAUCGAGGCCGGGGAUGUCAUUACGAUCAACAAGGAGAGCGGCAAGAUCUCCAAGCUCGGCCGGUCGUUCACGCGCUCCAAGGACUACGACGCGAUGGGUCCGCAGACGCGCUUCGUCCAGUGCCCCGAAGGCGAGCUGCAGAAGCGCAAGGAAGUCGUCCAUGUCGUGAGCCUCCACGAGAUCGACGUCAUCAACUCGCGCUCGCAAGGCUUCCUCGCGCUCUUUGCCGGCGACACGGGCGAGAUCAAGGACGAGGUCCGUGAGCAGAUCGACACCAAGGUCAACGAGUGGCGCGAAGAAGGCAAGGCGACGAUCGUCCCGGGCGUCCUCUUCAUCGACGAGGUGCACAUGCUCGACAUCGAGUGCUUCUCGUGGCUCAACCGCGCGCUCGAGUCGGACUUGGCGCCCGUGCUCAUCAUUGCGACCAACCGCGGCAUCACGCGCAUCCGCGGCACCAACUACAAGAGCCCGCACGGCAUCCCGAUCGAUCUCCUCGACCGGCUCAUGAUCAUCUCGACCAAGCCGUACAGCGAGGCGGACGUGCGCAAGAUCUUGAACAUUCGCUGCGAAGAGGAAGACGUCGAGAUGACGGACGACGCCAAGGACCUCCUCACGCGCAUCGCGAUGGAGACGAGUCUCCGGUACGCGAUCCACAUCAUCAUGACGGCGUCGCUCGUGUGCACCAAGCGCAAGGGUACCGAGGUCGACGUCGCCGACAUCAAGAAGGUCUACUCGCUCUUUGUCGACGUCAAGCGCUCGACGCAGUUCCUCAUGGAGUACCAGCACGAAUUCAUGUUCAACGAGAUCAACGACGACGUGGACGGCGACGAGGAUGAAGACAUGGCGUAAGAAGCAACCACCCAUUCUGUAGUCUUGUCUUCUCUGGUUGCAGUUCAACGACAGCACUGUCCUCCUG